AUGCCGUUGCCGGGCAGCAGUGGCAGAUCCUUGUCGCAUCAAGAUUUCGUCUACUUUGAUUACUUUCGCAGGACAACUGCUCCCAGUACAGACUCAAUCAUUCCCUCGAACUUCUGGAGUGAAGUCCUGCUGCAGCUUGCUCACACCGAGCCUGCGAUAUGGCAUGCGACAAAUGCUCUAGGUGCCUUGCAUCGAAGAUGGGAACUCGAAUCAGCCGGGAUGGAGGUGGACGGCCUGAUACAUAACGCCACAACACAUUACGGGAAAGCGUUAUCGCUCGCGAAAGACUUAAAUUCCCCUGCGAAGAUCCUCGCGCUAAGCCUCCCCCUAAUUGCCUCUGCGAAUAUGCUCGGCUUCUGGGAUGAGUCCCAUAUACACAUCCUCUCUGCAUUCAAGAUCCUCGCUCAGGAUUCCGGGAGGACACCGGACGCCCAACGGAUGGCUUCCACCCUCACACGCAUGGAUAUUCAGUCACUUACAUUCGGCGACGUUCGUACGCCGUAUCCUUAUGCCGAGGCUGCCGCCCUUCGAAGCAUAAAUCAGGCCAUGAUCAAUACAGACGCUUCGAUCAAGUCCUACUCUCAAGCUUCUUCAACAAUUUUCGCACUAGUACGCCAAGUCACGAUAAACUAUGAAAUCUUCUUCGAUGGCUCCAUUGAUGAAGCUACGUACAACUCCAUGUUCCGUGAGCUACUUGAGAAAACAGAGCAGCUUGAACGCCAAUUGGCUAAGUUCGAGGCUGAAGAUGUGCGAUUGGGGAAUGAAUCCGCAGCGAUCGUCAUUCGGAUUUAUCACUGCUGGCUCAGAACCGUCUUCAAAUGCACGCUCGAUGGCUUAGAAUCACGCUUCGACCGUCAUUUAGGUUUUCUCCAGCGUUUAAUCACUCUGUCAUAUGCGGUGAUGAAACAACAGCACGCACCGACGUCCCUUCAACUUAGUCUUGAGCCGGCCCUGGUAGCGCCGUUAUUUGGCACAGCCAAUAGAUGCAGACACCCCGCGUUGCGACGGCACGGGCUAAAACUUUUGAAAGAGAUGAAUCGGCACGAAGGCAUGUGGAGGAGCGACGGGGCUGCAUUGAUAGUGGAAGAGAUCAUAGCCAUCGAAGAAAAGGGAGAGCGAGGUGGUGGAGCAGGGUAUGAUGAUGAAAUGUUGGCAGGCUGUAAAAACUACUGUGCAUUGCAUGCCGUCCAAGACGAGGCACUCGCUGUGUCGUGGGACGCGUGGUCUUCAGAAGGCUAUGAACCCCCGACCAAUUAUUCUUGGUUAGAGAUCCGCCCUAUCCCUGAGGAGAGACGGGUGAAGGCUGUGAUGGCCGCCUGGAGGUUUGAGUCUCGGGAGAUGGAUAUUGAGUUUAAAAUGAGCUCGCCGAACCCCGAGCAACGGUAUGGGUCUUCCAAUUAUGUGACAAUCAAGGUUUAA
Molecule: messenger RNA, 1419 nt
Organism: Clonostachys solani
Lineage: Eukaryota; Fungi; Ascomycota; Sordariomycetes; Hypocreales; Bionectriaceae
Source: the annotation of a GenBank genome assembly